Molecule: messenger RNA, 2021 nt
Organism: Chironomus riparius
Lineage: Eukaryota; Metazoa; Arthropoda; Insecta; Diptera; Chironomidae
Source: the annotation of a GenBank genome assembly
CAGAAAAGCAGGAAAAAAAGUCAAAUGUCUGUCAUCUGAACAGCAAAGCGAUUAGGUGGAAGGGAAGAGCUCGGUGCCUGAUAAAAAAAAACUAUUUCAUUAGACUGUGUGAAGUCAAGAAGCUAACACGGGUCGAAUCGUGUCCGUUAGCUAUAAAAUUAAUAAGUGCAAAAUUGUAGAUUUUAAGAACCGUUCUAUAAAGUACAAAGAAAUAUGAUAAGAUAAAUUUUUAUUAUUCAAAAUAAUAAUUUGUGGAACCAAAAAAAAAAGAGAUUUGUGUGAAAAAAUAUUUAUUGAAAUAAAUUCUAUAAAAAUUGGAUAAUAAUAAAAUGAAAGGAUUAUUGUGUAUUUUUGCCAUUCUUGGAUAUUGUAGUGCAGCCGGAUUCUCGAAAGGUCUUCGUGCCGUGAUUUUUUAUACACACGAUGAGAGCUUUGUUGGAUCAGAUGUGUCGGUUCAAGAAUUAGAUGCAAAAGUUUUCGACGAACUUUAUGGUACAAAAAAAUUCAUCAUUAAGCCAAAAGCACUAAGCAGCUCGUACGAAUUCCUCUCACUUCUUGACAGUCGAUGUGACAUUCAAUUGAAAUGUGAGAAGCUUCAGGUACCUAAAGUUGAGCAAUUGACAUGUCCAGCACCAAAGUCAUGCCCGUCUUGUGAAAAAUGUCCAGCACCACAACAGUGUAAGAACAUUCCAGAUACAACAACAACAACAAAAGCCCCAACAACCACAACAACUACAACAGUCAGACCUACAACAACCACAACAACCAAAGCUCCAACAACUACAACAACAAAAACUCAGAAAAUUACUGAACCACCACGUACUUACCUUCCAGUUCCAACAACUCCAGAGCCAAGAUGUCUUAAAAGUGGAGGUUCAGGUCCAUUCUGUUGUAAGAAUGGAGCUGAUAAUGCUGACUGCUGUGAAAAUGGUGGAUCCGGACCAGAUUGCUGUACUAAUGGAGGCAAGGGCAAGUACUGCUGUGCCAAUGGUGCAAAUAAUCCAGACUGCUGUGAAAAUGGUGGAAAAGGAUCAUACUGCUGCAAAAACGGAGCUGAGAAUGCUGAUUGUUGCGUUAAUGGUGGUUCUGGACCUGAUUGUUGUACAAAUGGUGGUAAAGGCAAGUACUGCUGUCUUAAUGGAGCUAAUAACCAAGACUGCUGUGAAAAUGGCGGCAAAGGUAAGUUCUGUUGCAAGAAUGGAGCUGAUAAUGUCGAUUGCUGUGCUAAUGGUGGUGUAGGCGAAGCUUGCUGUACUAAUGGAGGAAGCGGACCUUUCUGCUGUGCCAACGGAUCAAGAAUGAAGAACUGUUGUCUCAAUGACGGUUCAGGCCCAGAUUGUUGCACAAACGGUGGUAAAGGAAUGUACUGCUGCAAGAAUGGCGCAAACAAUCCAGAUUGCUGUGAAAAUGGCGGUUCAGGUAAAUUCUGUUGCAAGAAUGGCGCAAAUAAUCAAGAUUGCUGCACAAACGGAGGCAAGGGCAAGUACUGCUGUCUUAAUGGAGCAAACAAUCCAGACUGCUGUGAAAAUGGAGGCAAAGGCAAAUACUGUUGCAAAAAUGGAGCUGACAACGCAGACUGUUGUGCUAACGGCGGCAAAGGCAAAUAUUGCUGCACAAAUGGAGCUACAAACGAAUUCUGCUGCACAAAUGGAGCAACAAACAAGGAAUGUGCAUUGAAAGUUUUGACAACAACAACAACAACAACUACAACAACUAAAAAGUCCCAAUCAACCACUUCAACAACAACCAAGAAACCAACAACCACAACGCGAACAAUUCCAACAACAACAAAGGACAGACGAUAUGUCCCAGUCUCAUAUGUCUCAAGACCAGUCGGUGAAGCAUGGACAGGAACUUACAGAACAUUUGUUGGAACAUUCAGACAAGGAUACACAUGGUUACCAUUCACAGCUACUGGAUCAUGGCGUACAAGAAAGUAUACAACUGGAACAUUCACAACAACACCUUCAUACAAGAGAGAAGAUUACGUUAAUGGAAUUAGAGUUGCAAGUGAAUAAAUA